Molecule: messenger RNA, 2918 nt
Organism: Mycetomoellerius zeteki
Lineage: Eukaryota; Metazoa; Arthropoda; Insecta; Hymenoptera; Formicidae
Product: WD repeat-containing protein 3
Exons: 15
Coding region: 85-2862 (925 amino acids)
Biological process (GO): maturation of SSU-rRNA
Cellular component (GO): small-subunit processome; Pwp2p-containing subcomplex of 90S preribosome
Molecular function (GO): protein binding; snoRNA binding
Source: RefSeq, a predicted model, not a curated record
UCUAUCAAUUCAUUUCCAGCGCCAAUCUCUAAUCAUAUCUACAUAUGAUCCAUGGCUGAUUACACGCUAUAGACAAACUGCAAGAUGGGCCUGACCAAGCAGUAUUUGAAAUAUGUACCAGCAGGUAAUGCAAAUAUAAUUGCGAGUCCUCGAUGCAAUGUUGUCUUUGUAAAGUUGGAUGGUCAAGAAGGUAGAUUUGUAGCUGCUGCUGCAUGUGAACAUGUAUACAUUUGGGAUCUGCGACUUGGAGAGAAGGCACAAGUAUUAUCUGGAGAAAAGGUAUGCGUAACACGUCUGGCUGCAUCACCUGAUAAAAAACACAUUGCAGUUGGUUAUGCAGAUGGCACAGUGAAAACUUUUGAUUUAAGUACUGGCGAAAAUGUUAGCAUAUUUGUAGGACAUAAAUCUGAAAUAACAACGUUGGCAUAUGAUGUAUUAGGACAUAGACUAGCCACUGGUUCCAAAGAUACAGAUAUUAUUAUCUGGGACAUUGUGGCAGAAACUGGAAUAUGUCGGUUAAAUGGACACAAAGGUGUUAUAACCAAGCUGGUAUUCAUGAAGGAGCAUAAUAUUAUUAUUAGUGCAAGCAAAGAUACAUUUGUAAAGUUUUGGGAUCUAGACACGGAACAUAACUUUAAAACCCUUGUUGGACAUAAAUCAGAAGUGUGGAGUUUCGUCUUAAUGAACGACGAUCGUUACUUAAUAACAGGAUGUAAUGAUAUGGAACUACGUGUUUGGAAAAUAACAUUUCUUGAUAACAAGAAUAUUGAAUUAGAUACUGCUGUUGGUACAAUAGAUACCAAUGAAGAAAAUGAGGAAAGUGUGGAUACGGAUAUGAAAUAUCCUAUAAAAUGUGAAAAAGUUGGAAGCAUAUUAAGAACUACGAGAGGGCGAGUUGUUUCGUUAGAAGUUGACUCCACAUGCAAAGUUCUUGGAUGUCACGGAGUGGGAAAUUCUAUAGAACCGUUUUAUCUAUUAUCUGAAGAUACAAUAAAAGAUAGAUUUACAAAAAGACUGAAGAAAGAAAGACGAAAAGCUAAGAAAGAAGGAAAUGACGCAGAGAAAGAGCUACCUACUGCACCAUCUCUAAAGGAUGAGAUAAAACGGUUGCCUGUUAUUCAAGUAUCUGGCAAAGCAAAAGGACUUGAUUUAGUUAUAGGCAGAGGAAAUGAACUGAGAGUAUGUGUUGGAAUCAGUAACAAUUCGAUUGAAUUACAUUCUUUGUUUAUGGAUGAGAAAAAUCCGGAAGUAAAGUGUUUGCGUUCAAUAACGGCACAUGGACAUCGUACAGAUGUUCGAGCUAUUUGUUUUAGCUCCGACAAUUUGGCAUUUGCUACCGCUAGCAGAGAUUCUGUCAAAUUAUGGAAUAGACCAACAUUGUCAUCUUUACGCACAGUGCAGUGUGGUUAUGCAAUGACGAUAACAUUCGUGCCAGGUGACAGGCAUUUGAUUGUUGGUUUAAAGGAUGGAAAAAUGCUUAUUAUUGAUAUUUCAUCUGGUGAUAUCUUGGAAGAAAUAUCAGCACAUUCCAAAGAACUUUCGAGCGUAACAUUAUUUCCCGACUUGAAAGGAGUUGCCAGCGGUGGUGGUGAUCAAACGGUGAAAUUUUGGAAUUUUGAACUUAUUCAAGAUCCUGACAAUCACAUAAAAGCGAAAGUUCUUUCUGUCUUGCAUGUAAGAACGCUUAAGCUCGAAGAAAGCGUGCUAUGUGUAAGAAUAAGUCCGAAUAAUAGAUUUGUAGCUGUUUCUCUAUUGAACUCUACCAUUAAAAUCUUCUUCUUGGAUACAUUUAAGUUCUUUCUGUCGCUUUAUGGACACGAGCUACCAGUACUGUGCAUGGAUAUAUCCAGUGACUCCACACUCAUAGCAACCGGUUCUCAAGAUCGUAACAUCAAGAUCUGGGGUUUGGAUUACGGCGAUUGUCGCAGAUCUAUAUUCGCGCAUGAUGACUCUGUCACAGGUCUUUCAUUCGUGCCUGGAACUCAUUAUUUCUUUUCCUCUGGUAAAGAUGGCAAAAUUAAACAAUGGGACGCCGACAUAUUUCAAAAAAUCAUCACAUUACAGGGUCAUUCUGGAGAAAGUUGGAAUUGUUGCGUUUCAUCAAACGGGGCUUACGUUGCAUCGUGCGGUUCCGAUGGAGUAGUUAGAUUGUAUGAGAAGACUCGUGAACCUUUAGUAUUACAAGACGUAGCAGAAGAAGAAAGAGAACAACAGGAAAAUGAAUUAAUUACUGGGGAAAGUACUGCAGUAUUAGGACAGAAACAACAAGCAUUGCCUUCUAAAAAGACUGUUAGCAGUGAGAAGGCUGCUGAACUGAUAUUGGAAUGCUUGGAAAUAUCCAAUCAAUAUGAGACAGAAUUGAGUAAGGUCGUUCCUAAUGACAAAGCACCACCUCUUCCUCUGCUGAUGCAGGCUUACAAUUGCACGAACACGGAAGACUUCUUAUUGGAAAUUUUUAAACGAAUUAGGGCAAGUGAAUUGGAAGAGACAUUAUUAUUAUUGCCAUUUUCUGUUGCCUGUGAUAUUCUUCAGAGACUCCCUAACUUAUUAAAAAAUAAUUAUCAUACCGAGUUAUUAGCCAGAUUAGCUCUUUGCUUAGUUCAAGCACAUCAUGGUCCGAUAGUGGCCAAUCAAAAUCUUUUGCCUACUUUGGAGAUUGUGAAGAAACUCGCUGUAGAAAAAAUCUCUGUUUUAAGGGAUACUAUCGGCCUUAAUUUGCAUAGUAUGAUGUAUUUGCAACGCAUUUUUGAGGAACGGGAAGGAAUUAAAUUCUUUAGAGACGCCACUAAGAAUGUUGAACACAAGAAGAAAAUCAGAAGAAACAAGGAGAAGGCUAUAAAAAGAGCAAUCAUGAACUUGUAGAUCUAAAUGAUAUAAAGAGCUUUGUACACACACAUAUAUAUACAUAUAUGUAUAUC